GGAAAAAAGAACCAGCCCAAACCUGGUUUAGUUAAGUUGUCCCUUAAUUAGUUAUUUUUAGUAUUUUUUUAAAUAUCAAUGCCAUCAUACAUGAAAGAAGCGUGGCCUUAGGAACCAAAUAAUGUGUGUUGUUGCUAACGGGUACAUGUUACUGACGCACUCAUACUCACGUACUAAAAUUAGCACUAGCAUUAGCUGAUCACAGAGCGAGUCAAUAAUAGUCCAAAUAUAUUUGUAUUGUAACCCAUUCAUGAAUGCCCGUUCAUGUUUUUUGAAGUGGUUAUUAAAACAUUACCUAUUGGCUUAUCCUCGCUUGGUGUAUUCUCGGUUUAUCAUCGUCUAUUGUUGAGCUAACUUCUCAUUUUGAGCAAAUCGUGCGGUUGGUUCACGUUAGCUAACGUUAUAAACAAGGCGUAACGUUAACAAAAAUCCUUAGUUUUUACAUUGCAUAUGUUGACGGUAUGCACUGGUAAAAGUGUGCAUAUGCGAACGACACUUGAAACAAAGAAAUAAAACCUAUCUAAGGUUAGCUCCAGUGCCAUCAACUGGAUCAUCUUCGGCCCACGGGAUGGCUGCUGCAGCCGGACCAAGUACCUCCCAGAAGGAUCUCAUAGAUCUGUACGGGGACCUGAAUGAAAACGACGAUGAUAUGGACAGAAUUGCUGAAGCAAAUGAACUUUUUGAUGCCGUUUUGACUGGCUCAGUCGAUCAGGACAAAAAAGUCAGUACAAAUAGAACGAGUCCUAACAUGACUCCUACUGAAGAGGAAGCUAAUUCCAUAACAGAGAAAAGCCCAGACAAAGGAAACCCACAAAGGAGACUGGCUAUAUAUAUUGGAAAUUUCCCCUGGUGGACAACUGACAAUGACAUCAUCAGCAUGGCUCAAACUUUGGGUGUGCAGGACAUCAAAGAGAUCAAAUUUGCUGAGAAUAAAAUUAAUGGGCAGUCGAGAGGCUUUGCCGAAGUAGAGGUGACCUCAAACGAGUCAUUAAAACUAUUGUUUAAAAAAAUACCGAAAUGUGAGCUCAAUGGGGAGAGGAUAGACUGUCGCCUUGUCACCAGUCAGAACCUUGGUGUGUUUGAAGACAUGGCAAAUAAACGUAUACCCAUGCGCAUUAAUUCCAAAGAUUUUAAGGACUCUUCGAAUAAGAUUCCCUCAUUAUUAUCACAGGAGCCCAGUCCUUCCCCUUUACCUCCCCACUUUCCAUCACAUCAACCUGCAAACAGGUUUCCCUCAUUACCCAACCCUUACCUUGGUCACCCACCACCUCCCUUCCCACACAUGCCUCCACACAUGCCUCCACACAUGCCUCCACACAUGCCUCCACACAUGCCUCCGCCCAUGCUUCCGCCCAUGCCUCCACCCACCAUGCCACCCCCUUAUUUCCCUCCUCAUCCAGUCCAUAUUCCCAGCCAACCUCCCAGUCUGCAUGUAAAUCCAGCCUUCUUCACCCCAGCACCAGACGGGCAAAGCAGCAACGCGUACAGCCAACUACAACACACAUCUCAAAGUCCAGACGCGGAUUUUGAGCAGCUAAUGAACAGAAAUAGAGCUAUCGCCAGCAGUGCCAUCAGCAAGGCUGUGUCUGGAGCAACAACUGGUGACUUGCGGGUGGCCAUGGAGACUCUAUUAACUGCUAUUGCCAUCAUUAAGCAGUCCAGAGUUUAUACAGACGAACGCUGCCAAGCUCUGGUCACCUCGCUCAAAGACUGCCUGGUCUCUAUCCAGGGAAAUUACAGCUACAGGAAAAGCAAUCGUUCUGGGGAAGAAGAAAGAGACCGGGACAGGAGUCGUGACAGAGAGCGAGAGCGGGACAGAGAAGAUUCUUCUGGUUGGGACGCUGCAGGAAUGUCUCGAAGACACAGGCAACGUUCCCGAAGCGAAGAGAGGGACAAAGAACGCUCUCGGGAACGGGAAAGGCACAGAGAACAGAGAGAUCACAGAGAUCACAGGGAUCAGAAAGAUCAGAGAGAUCAGAGGGAUCAGAGAGAUCAGAGGGAUCAGAGGGAUCAGAGGGAUCAGAGAGAUCAGAGGGAUCAGAGGGAUCAGAGAAAUCAGAGAGAUCGAUACCGCUAACUUGACAGAUGGAGUGCUGAAGUGUGGUGCAGAGCAAAGACAGGAUUGUUUGUUUUUGCACCAAGUGCAUCAAAUCUGGAGAUAUCCAAGGGGAGACUGAAAAUGAAGAACUCUAAAGUGUAAUUGUUUUUAGUUCACCAGUCAUCUGUAAAUACUGGGACUUUAACCUGUUUUAAGAAAGAAAUGUGAUUGUACAUUUUGUUGCUGGUACAAUUUCUAUGCUUGCAUGCGCAGGAACACACUCAUAACUUAUCAACACAAUGAAAUGUUUUCAUCACGUUCUUUUGUAUUCAAUUUAAGAUUAAAAACAUUCCUUAAAAAUUU
Molecule: messenger RNA, 2401 nt
Organism: Eleginops maclovinus (Patagonian blennie)
Lineage: Eukaryota; Metazoa; Chordata; Actinopteri; Perciformes; Eleginopidae
Product: cleavage and polyadenylation specificity factor subunit 7-like
Exons: 9
Coding region: 569-2077 (502 amino acids)
Biological process (GO): mRNA alternative polyadenylation
Cellular component (GO): mRNA cleavage and polyadenylation specificity factor complex
Molecular function (GO): mRNA binding
Source: RefSeq, a predicted model, not a curated record